Molecule: messenger RNA, 5135 nt
Organism: Drosophila ficusphila
Lineage: Eukaryota; Metazoa; Arthropoda; Insecta; Diptera; Drosophilidae
Product: phospholipid-transporting ATPase ABCA3
Exons: 10
Coding region: 46-5118 (1690 amino acids)
Biological process (GO): lipid transport; transmembrane transport
Cellular component (GO): membrane; intracellular membrane-bounded organelle
Molecular function (GO): lipid carrier activity; ATP binding; ATP hydrolysis activity
Source: RefSeq, a predicted model, not a curated record
ACAUUUAAUUAUCGCAGUAGACAAGCAUUAAAAGAAUUUAGAACGAUGACGGUGCGCGACUAUAUCCGAAAGUUUAUACUGAUGAACUGGAAGAACCACAAGUUGCAGCUGUCCAAUCCGUGGGAACUAGUGCUCAUAGUGCUUAUACCACCUUUAUUCACACUUGGGGCGGUUGCGCUGCGGUUCUAUAUUCCUGUGGAACCACGAUCGGAUAAGCUGUACGAUCCGAUCGAUAUGGAUCGCCACUGGAUGGAAAUGGUGGAGAAGCUGCAGAAGGCCAGUGAUGUCGCCAAGGAGCACAACGUUAAGAAGAACCCGUUUACGCCGCAAUUGACCAUCGGUUGGGCACCCAAACGCUACAAUGUCUUUAACUCCAUGAUGGAAAAGGUGACGAAACAAAUCGAUCCGAUGACCAAGGUGGGUUUCGAUGAUUGUGAGAAACUGCGAGAUGCGAUGAUCGAGGACAAUCUGUUCGCCGGCCUCUGUUUCGAUGGACAUGCCUUCAAGGAGGACCACAAUUUCGAGGAAGGUGCCCUGGAGAACCCUGCCAACUUCCAUCCGGUGCUUAAUUACACUAUCUUUCUGCCCAGCGAACUGAGGAUGCUUGGCGGUAACUUCAUGAUGGGCAACUGGAUGACUUUGUACAGGGACGAUCCGAACACCUUCGUCCUGGUUCGCCUCAAUCAGCCGGAAGAUGGCGGAUUUGUGGGCUACGUUCGUGAGGGCUUCAUUCGAUUGCAGAAGGCCGUCAGCGAAGCCUUCCUGAUCCUUACCAGUCACAAAUCCCUGCCAACUAUUCAGUUAAGACGCUUUCCCGUCAUCGCACGGGAACAGGAUCCCCUGAUGUACUAUCUUGACUACGGCAUGUCCUUCUUGAUCGUCGUUGGCUUUCUCUUUCCCACUCAACUUUUUGUUUGGCAAGUCGUUAAUGAGAAACAAUCUCAAGUUCGGCAGUUUCUGAUAAACAUGAAUAUUGGCAAUCUAAUUCACUUCGUUUCCUGGUAUUUCAAGGGUCUAUUCUACAUGUUGAUCAGUUCAUUUCUGAUCUCAGUUUUGUUAAAGAUUCGCUGGAACCACAACCACGGAGUGCUGACCAACACUCCCUGGUACAUCGUGCUUUUAGUAUUAACAUGCUAUAAUAUCGCAUCGGUUGCCUUUGCCAUAAUGGUGGCCGCUUUUUUCCGGAAUGCCCACAACGCCGUUCGGGUGAUGACGAUCAUGUGGGUGAUGUCCUAUGUGCCCACCUUUGUGCUGUGGAAUAACCCGGAGAACAAAAUGCAACCACUGCGCUACGUGUCGUAUAUUUUUCCCAAUGUGGUCCUCACUCUGGUACUCGAGUGCCUGAUCGAAGGGGAAUCGAUGUUCGCCAUUGAAUGGUCGGAUGCUGGCUAUCAUCUGAACUAUAAAAGUGGUCCCAUAACGGUAGCCUGGAGCUGUUGGAUCUUCAUGCUGAACGCACUGGUUUACUGUGCCAUUGGAAUGUACGUGGACAUGUGGCGUGGCGGCGAACGAUCGUCGAAAAAGAUGAAGAAGCCGAGUACAAAUGCCAGUGUACACGAGGAUACCUACCAGGAGCGAGCGGAUAGCUUUACGCAUCAGGGCCAGGCCAUUGGCGUUAAUUCCACAAAGAUCUACGAAGUGGAGCCCUCGCACAGACGCUUCAAGCUGAAGAUCAAGAAGCUCUGCAAGCGUUUUGGGGCCAAUGACCGGCCCGCCUUGAAUCUUUUCUCGUGGAAUGUGUACGAGAACGAGGUCACCGUAUUGAUGGGUCACAAUGGCUGCGGCAAGAGUACACUGCUCAAAAUUCUAGCCGGCUUAGUGGAGCCCAGUCGGGGUACCGUGAUGAUAUCCAGCUAUAAUACACAAACUGAGAGAAAGGCGGCCUCCAUGGAGUUGGGCAUCGCCUUUGGCCAAGAAAUGCUCUUUGCCAGCUUCACCGUCAUGGAUUAUCUGCGAUUUAUUUGCCGUGUAAAGGGCCUACACAAUUCCAUCGAAAUCGAGGGACAAAGCAAUUAUUUUCUUAACGUCUUGGGACUGGGACGUAUAAAAUCCAAACGCAUCCACAAAUUAACCGGCGGCGAUUUGUGUUUGGUUAGCAUUUGUUGUGCUUUCGUGGGAAACAGUCCCAUUAUCCUCAUAGACGAUAUACACUCGGAUCUGGAUAGGGAAACACAAGCCCUGAUCUGGAAUCUGAUCAAUGAGGAGAAAUCGAAGCGCACCAUUAUCCUGGUCUGCAAUUCACCAGCGCUGGCCGAAAAGAUCGCCGAUCGAAUGGCCAUUAUGUCGAAUGGAGAACUCAAGUGCACCGGCACAAAACCAUUUUUGAAAAAUAUGUACGGACAUGGCUAUCGAUUGACAUGCGUUAAGGGCAAACACUGCAAAAUUGAGGAUCUCAUAAACCUGAUGAACAGCUAUAUGCCCAACAUGAGCAUCGAAAGAGACAUUGGGUUCAAGAUAACAUUCGUGCUCGAGAACAAGUAUGAAGAUCAGUUUCCGAUGCUGCUCGACGAUCUGGAAAAUAAUAUGCAGCGUCUGGGAGUGGUAAGUUUUCGGAUUCGGGACACCUCGAUGGAGGAGAUCUUCUUGCGAUUCGGAUGCGAGGAGAACGAACAGAUGGGCGGUUACCAACCGCACGAGAACACCCAAGUACUUUUGGAGGAAUACUACGCAACGCUGGCGGAGGCCAAUGAAAGGGGUCGGCUAACCGGCUGGAAGUUGAGUUUGAUACAUGCCAGGGCAAUGUUCUAUAAACGAUGGAUCGUGGGCCUUCGACAUUGGCUGCUUGUGCUUUUUGAGCUAAUGGCCAUUGUCUUUCUGUCGCUGUGCACUUUUUCCUCCGUUGUCGUCUAUGGCAAGAACUACGAUUUGGUGCCGCUGACCUUUAACCUCAGUCAACUGAACACUGUCGACGCCUUCGUGGAGCUGUUCUCCGAGGAGGACGAGGUCAAGGACAUGCAUGCCUACUACGCGGAACUACUUUAUUGGUACGACGCCCAUGUUGCUAUCCUGGCGAAAAGCCGGCAGAAGAAAUACGCCCUGUUGAACCCCAACGACUUCUCAUACCACGUGAACUAUCGGUACAUUUUUGGAGCCACCUUCGAUCAACAGAAGGUCGUCGCCUGGUUCAACAACAUACCACUGCACACGGCACCUUACGCCCUAAAUGUCGUCCACAACGCAGUGGCCAGGCACCUGUUCGACGAGGAGGCCACCAUCGACGUGACCCUGCACCCCCUGCCGUUCCAGACGAGCAUCAACACCUUCCCGUCGAGCAAUAUCAAAUUUGGGGCCUUGUUCGCCUGCAGCACUUGCUUUGUGUUCACAUUCAUUUGGCCAGCAUUUGCGAUUUUCAUGAUUAGCGAACGCGGAAGUAUAAUGAAAAAGCAACAGUUUUUGGCCGGAGCUAGAUUUUGCAGCUACUGGAUGUUCACAGCACUAUAUGAUAUCUUCUUUCUGCUCAUCUACUGCCUGUCCUUGUUGAUAUUGGUGGCCAUUUACGUGGAUCCCAGCCACGACCUAAUGUUUUACGUUUUUCUGUCAAUCACUAUAAUAAUGGCUGGACUUUGGGUAAUCCUGCUCGCGUAUUUGAUAUCGGCCAUCUGCCGAAAUCCGUGCUAUGGACUCAUGUGGCUGUGCGGAAUAAACAGCGUUGGCCUAAUCGUAUUCGUACAGCUGCAUAGAAAUGAGUUGGACAAGUUGAAACUUUCGCCGAGCUUCCUGGCCAUGUAUUCAGCGGCCGCGGUUAUAUUCAAAAUUUUCGUUUUUUAUGAGUACAAUCUGUUUUGCAAGGAUCCCCAUGUCAAUUUCACCUCCAUCGAAGUCUUCAAGUGCAAGAGCACCCCGAACUGUUGCAAGAGCAUGGACAACCUUGCUUCCGCUGCGGACAUUAAAGAGCAUCUCAUAGUUCUUGCUCUACUUAUCCUUAUUAUCAGUAUUAUAUUAUUCUUCACGGAGUAUAAUUCGGUUGUUGGAUUCGGAGUGUGUCGUGCGAGAUCGAAAUCCGCUGUGCCGGCGGAGAGGGAUCAGGAAGGUGGUAUGGCACACAGCCAAUUUUCGACCUCCUCAACCAUCCCCGAAAGACAUCAGACCAAUAAUUUCUCGGAGGAGGAGCGCAGUCGUUGCGCAGCCGUGGGAUUGGAUAUAACCACCAAGUUUGGCCGUAGACAAGUGCUUCGAAACCUGGACUUCUCAGUAGCUAAAUCGGAGUGUGUGAGUAUCACCGGCGCGAACAACUCCGGCAAGACGACCCUGCUGAAGCUGAUUGUGGGCGAGGCGAGGCCAAAGAAGGGUCAGAUCUGGAUAAUGGGCACCUCGAUGCAGCGCCACCGGAUGCGGUGCUACCGAAUGGUGGGCUACUGCCCGCAGAGGGACCGCCCACCGGCGGAGUUCACGCCCCGGGAUCUGCUCUACAUCCACGCUCUGCUGCAGGGCCACCGCCACCGGAUAGCCAGGGAGCUGUCCGAGUCGCUGCUCCGGAUGAUGGGCCUCACGCCCUGCUGGAAUCGAUCGGCGCACAUGUGCACCACGGGCCAACUCCGGCGAUUGUCCUUUGCCCACGCCGUGCUCAGCUCACCGGAUCUCGUCUGCGUGGAUGGAGUGCCAGCCGGUUUGGAUCCCAUCGGCAAGCAGACCAUCCUGAUGAUGACCUCCAGCAUGCUGUCCAUGGGCUCCAGCUUCAUGUACACCACACUCACCAGUCUCGAUUCGGAGAGGCUGUGCAUGCGCACGCCGCUCCUUUUGGAUGGCCAGCUCUAUACGAUCGCAGCCCUGAAUGGCAAAACCGAGAACUACAAGGGUGGCUAUCAGCUGAAGGUGCGGUUCAAGCGCAAGGUCAAUCCCAAUGUCAGCAUGUCACGGACCACAUGGAACCUCAUCAACCACUUUCCCAUGUCGCCGAACAAGAAGUUCAGCGCAUUCAUGGAGCUCAAGUUUCCGCAGGCGACGCUUAAGAUCGACAACGAAGAGUCGAUGGUUUUCCAAUUGCCGCUGGAAACGACAACCUUUUCGGAAAUAUUCCUUACUCUCCGCAAAGAUGCCUUCGAAAUGAACAUCGAGGACUAUUUCAUCACGCGCAACGUUCGCAUUGAACUCCAAACCUUACUCAUCAAUGAGUACUAGAAGUGUUUUGUUAAAAU